AUGGAGUCAAAGAAAAAAAUUGAUCUCAGCUUCAAAGACAUCCCACAGCACGAAUGGGAAUAUUGCCUUCCACCGAAAGCAUCUCCGGAGCCAACAGUCCAAGUCCAGGCGGCACCGAAGCACAGCACCGGAGAAGGAAGCUCGUAUUCAGUAUUGGAGUCGAUAACUUCCGCUGUCCGUCGCUUCUUGGUGAAUGGAGAGCAAAAAGAAAUCAAAUUCGAUUCAUUCUGA
Caenorhabditis briggsae is the source of this 231-nucleotide messenger RNA. Bases 1 to 231 code for a protein of 76 amino acids. NCBI's taxonomy places the organism in Eukaryota, Metazoa, Nematoda, Chromadorea, Rhabditida, Rhabditidae. The transcript has 2 exons. The record is from RefSeq and is a predicted model, not a curated record.